Emericellopsis cladophorae is the source of this 4923-nucleotide messenger RNA. Its product is annotated as beta-glucosidase L-like protein. Gene Ontology annotation, molecular function: beta-glucosidase activity; DNA binding; zinc ion binding. Bases 1 to 4923 code for a protein of 1640 amino acids. NCBI's taxonomy places the organism in Eukaryota, Fungi, Ascomycota, Sordariomycetes, Hypocreales, Bionectriaceae. Gene Ontology annotation, biological process: DNA-templated transcription; glucan catabolic process. The transcript is spliced from 10 exons. The record is from RefSeq and is a predicted model, not a curated record.
AUGCGCGGGCCAUCAGUCGCCGCGCUGGCCAUUGCGGCCCUACCUUUUAUCUCUGCUCAACUCUCGUGGGACGAGGCGUACACAAAGGCCGAAGCAGCCCUGACCAACCUCUCGCUCUCCGACAAGGUUGGCAUUGCCACGGGCAUCGGCUGGCAGGGAAACGGAGGCUGCGUGGGCAACACCCAUCCAGUCGAGUCCAUCGGCUACCCAUCACUUUGCCUGCAAGAUGGUCCCCUUGGUGUCCGGUACGCCUCGUCCAUCACGGCAUUCACCCCCUCGAUACAGGCUGCCUCGACCUGGGAUCGGGGCUUGAUCCGGGAGCGAGGGCAGUUCCACGCCGAGGAGGCUAGAGCCCUGGGUGUCCACGUACUGCUGUCGCCUGUCGCUGGAGCUCUUGGUAAGAUUGCUGAAGGCGGUCGCAACUGGGAAGGAUGGAGCCCUGAUCCGUACCUGACCGGCGUCGCUGUCGGGGAGACGAUUGAAGCGAUGCAGGCCGUCGGCGUCCAGGCGACCAUCAAGCACUACAUUGCCAACGAGCAGGAGUUCAGGCGAGAGACCAUGUCAAGCAACGUGGACGACAAGACGAUGCACGAGGUCUACCUCGCGCCGUACUACGACGCUGUCAAGUCGGGUGUCGCAGCGACCAUGUGCAGCUACAACAAGCUCGAUGGCACAUGGGCUUGCGAGAACGACCACGUCAUGAACGAGCUCUUGAAGGGCCAGCUCGGGUACCGGGGAUACAUCAUGACGGACUGGGGCGCGCAGCACUCUAAUGCCCCUGCUGCCAACGCUGGCCUGGACAUGUCCAUGCCCGGCAGCAACUACAACGGAGGCGAUGUCUACUGGGGCAAUGGCGGCCUGGAGGGCGCCGUACAGAGGGGCGAUGUGGCCGAGGAGAGAGUCAACGACAUGGCGAAACGUAUCCUGGCCGCCUGGUAUAAGAUGGAGCAGGACGGCGAGUACCCUCCGCUCAACUUGGACCUCAAUGUGCAGGGUGACCACGGCGCCAAUGUCCGCGCCUGCGCACGCGACGGCAUCGUUCUGCUGCGCAAUGAAGACAACAUCUUGCCGUUGGCGAGCCCUUUGUCCAUUGCCGUCAUUGGCUCUGCUGCCGUCAACGGAGACCACGCCAACAACGUCUGCGUCGACAAGGGCUGCAAUGAUGGUGCCCUAGGUAUGGGCUGGGGCAGCGGGAGUGUCGAGUACCCUUCCUUUAGUGAACCGUAUGCGGCCAUCGAGGAGAAGGCGCCAGGGGCUGUCACGCUGAGCGACACUGACAAUGCUGCGCAGGGCGCGGCGGCCGCGAGUGGCAAAGACGUAGCCCUGGUCUUCAUCACUGCCGAUUCUGGCGAGGGAUACAUUACAGUGGAGGGUAAUGCGGGCGACAGAAACAAUCUUAACCCCUGGCACAACGGCAACGAGCUGGUCAAGGCCGUCGCCGAGGUGAAUGACAACGUAAUCGUUGUGGUCCACUCUGUAGGCGCCAUCAUUAUGGACGAGAUCCUAGCUCUGCCGUCGGUCAAGGCUGUCGUCUGGGCCGGUCUUCCGUCUCAGGAGAGUGGCAAUGCGCUCGUCGAUGUACUCUGGGGCGAGACGAACCCGAAUGGCAAGCUCGUGUACACUAUUGCGAAGCAGGCCAGCGACUACAACACGCAGGUUGUCUCUGGCGACGACGACUAUGAGGAGGGCGUGAUGAUUGACUACCGCCACUUUGACAGCGCUGGCAUCGAGCCCGACUUUGAGUUUGGAUUUGGCCUCUCAUACACCACCUUUGACUACGCCGACCUCCAAGUGCAGUCGUCAGCCACAUCGGGCCCCAUUGCCGGUGAGGUAGUGUCCGGUGGCCCUGCAGACUUCUUUGACGAGGUGGCCACCGUCACGGCGAGCGUGACGAACAGCGGCACAGUCGCUGGUGCAGAGGUCGCGCAGCUGUACCUGGCCUAUCCAGAGUCGGCAGCUGGUCAGCCGCCCAAGCAGCUUCGUGGGUUCGCCAAGCUACCGCUGGAGGCGGGUGCCUCUGGGCCUGUGAGUUUCAGCCUUCGCAAGAGGGAUCUCGCCGUCUGGGAUGUGGAGGGUCAGCAAUGGGUUGUUCCUGCUGGGGAGUUUGGCGUGCUAGUUGGCGCCAGUAGCCGUGACAUUAGGCUGGAGGGCACGAUCCAGCUCGUCCAGGCUGAUGGGAUCAGUUAUGUCCAGAAGCUGCUGGACAAGAUCAAGGACCACGAGGAGGCCAGCGAAAGAGGGACGACCGUCCCAAAGAUGCAUGGAUCGUCGCACCACGAUGAGGAAAGCGAGAGUGACGAGAGCUCGCCUCAGAAGUAUUCGAUACACGAGGAGCACGAGCAAGGCGAUUCUCCCGCCGGACAGCGCGGGCAGAGCCCAAUGACUGAGCUUGAUGCUGCGCCAGCCUUUGAGUCGCGGGUCAGGUCGAUCAUUCGUGAGCACGCAGGCUCUCGAGUCUCGCCUAGCACGAUGAACGUGGGCACGGAACAGUUGGACGUGGCCGACAACACACAGUGGCGUGGCGCCGCGGACAUGGUGUACGGCAUCGCACCGCCCUCGCUGCUUUCAAAGGACGAGUCCUUCCGCCUCUUUGACGUCUUCGUCUCGUGGAUGGGCACUCACCAACACUACCUCGACACAAGGUCCUUUGCUGACAAUGUCGACCUGCUCUACGCGUCCGAUGCCACCCGCAAUGACCGGAUGCUGAAUAUAUGGUUCACCCAGUACCUUCUCGUCAUGGCGAUUGGCAUGCUCAUUGAUUGCCCUCAAAGCCUGUCUGACAUCCCCCAUGGACAGCAGUACUUCGCUGAGGCUGCGAGACGCCUGCCUCCCACCUACGAGAUGGGAUACCAUGGCAUCAUCUCGGUGGAAAUCCUCGCGCUCGCGUGCCUCUACCUCCGGUGGUGCGACAGGAAGCACGAUGCCUAUCUAUACAGCGGCUCGGCUGUCAGGGUCGCGUUGGCGCUGGGCUGUGCCCUCCCCUUCAGAGAGCAGCACGGCGUCUCGUCGGAGCGCUGUCACAGGACACGUGUUUGGUGGACAGUCUAUGUCCAAGACCGUUGUCUAGCGACGACCUUGGGCAUGCCGGCGGGCACAGAUGAGCGACAGCUCCGAGCUGACCUCCCGAAACCGACUCGUGGGUUCGAAGACCCCCUGCCGCUGAUCAUCAGCGUUCAGAUCACCCGUGCCAAGGGCGACACUAUUACCUCGUUCUAUGGAAACGCCACUAUUUCACAAACGAAGCUUGUCCAGAAGAUCCAAAGCACGUUGCAAGGGUUGUACGAGGCUGAAAAGUCCAUACCGCCGCAAUACACCAUUGACUUUUCCAGCCCCCGACUCAGGCUGACACGCACGAGCGCCUCGCUGUACCUGUCCCUCUUCCAGGCCAUCAUUCUCUGCAUCCGACCCAUUAUCUUCCAGAGAGUCAAGGAUCGCAUCAACUCUUCGCGAAACAAUCGACCCGCUCUGGCCAAGUCGACCAUGAUGACCAGGCUUUGCCAUUCCUGUCGCGAAGCAGCCAAGAAAAGCAUUCGCAUCCUCUCUGCCAUGCGCGAGGACCCGAGCGUGGCACCUUUUGGCUACUUUGACCUGGAUGUGGCGUUUUCUGCUGCUUUCCUCAUUGUGAUGAAAGGUUUCCUGGACACAAACGACUUCAACAAACCACCUGAAAGCCUCGGCCCCGCAGCAAGCGUCCUACAGCAUCUAGCAUCUAAGGGAAACAAGACGGCCCAGCGGCGGCUCGACGAGCUGAAGCAAUUUUGCUCCAACGUCUGGUCGCCGGACAAGCUGUCUGCGGAGUGGGGAUGGCUCAAGGACGCCUCGUCCCGGUCAUCCUUUUCAGCAUCCAACUCAGUCUCUGCGCAGACGCCGAGUCUGAUGCUCGAGUCGUCGAGGGGCGACGGCAGCACGCCCAUCACCAACGCCAGCCAGACGACGCCGGCUCUCGAUGCCCUGGAGCCCUGGGGCAACUGGCAAGUCUCGACGGAAGGGUCGUUUGACUUUGGUGGCGACAUGGACCUGAGUAUGGACAUGGGCAACAUCUACUCGUGCUUCAACGACCCGAAUCUACCCCUGACGGGCAUCGAUGAGGUGGACUGGCAGGAGAUGAAAAUGAAGCGUAUCCACAAGGUGCGGUGGCUAUUCAGGGAACGCUUGCUCGGCGAGCCCGUCAACGAGCAGCUGUGUCAACUCAUGGCCAAACCCAUCCCAGAAGUCAGCCUCAUGUCUUCCAACGGCGACGUAUUGGACAUGGUCCUCACACCGCUCAGAGCACUGUCAGACCACUUUGUACCUGAAGAUGAGCGUCUCUCCGACAGGGGAGGUCUAUCAAAGAAUGUCAUCGGGCCCGAAUGCGAGUACGCGCGGGAGGACGAGGCAAGGCGGCAGCGGACGCAGGGGAGGACCGAGUCCUACACCAAAGCAAACUACAUGAGUACCGUGGCAAACGUGGGGGACGCCACAGCCUGUCCCACGCUCUACCCCUACUCCCGCCCGCCAGCCCACGCUGCAGUAGGACCUGACGAGCUUCGAACGUACUUCAACAAUCUCUUCAAGCUGCGGGCCUCUAUUCCCGAGAUCUUCUCCCCCAUACUCCUCCCGUGGCUUGACACCGAGUCGCUUGUCGAGGAACCGCAUCGACUCAUCGCCCUGCUUCAUGCGAGGACAGCGCAUGAGCAACAGGAGUGGUUUGCCCUCGAUUUUCAGCAGACCGACCAUGUGCUCAUGCGCUACCCCAGCCAACUCGUCGUACACAUGUUGGCAACAGCCAGCACCAGCGAGCUGAAGAAUCACCGCGGAGCAGACGCUCUCCUGAAAGAAGCCAAGCUACAGUUCAAGCAGGCUGGCUCCGUCACGCCGGGAUCCCCGCACUACUACCAAGCCUUCUGCUCGCUAGCGCGCGUUGACUUCUCAGCGCUGUAUUGA